GUUCGGGAGAGCCUAGUGACAGUUUACCUGCCGUUGAAACACCUGGAGAUGAUGGCGCGCUGGCUGCCCCCUUUUGGCUUCGCAGUUCAGGCUGAGAACGUGGCACUGCCCGUGGCGGAACGCUGGCUGCCCUUGUUCCCGAGCUUUGGUAGCUGCGCCAAGUGCCGCGGCUGCCCGGCUGCGCAGAGCACGUCCAACGUGCCAGAGAUGCCUGCCUGGGCCUUGCAGCUGGACUCGGUGGACCGGCUUCUUGGCGUGCUGGCCGUGGCGUUGUUGCACCCAGCCGGUGCUUCCGGUGCUUCCGGUGCUUCCGGUGCUUCCGGUGCUUUGGGUGCCUUGGCUCUGCUGCUCUGGCCGCUGGUCUCCGUGCUCCUUCGCCUUCGAUGUGCAAGCGGAAGUUCUGGAAGCGCAGUUUUCUUUCCAGCGUCCUUUGCCCAGGAAGUCACGGGCGGCCGACGAGAGCCACAUGUUCUUCCUGCCCUUCCCUGGGGCGAUUACACGAAUUACACGAUGCCUUGGCUUCAGCUGGUCUUGGGUUUGGGCCUCUUCCUACGCUGCGAGACAGAGACAAGACGCCUUCACAGCUUUGCUUCCUUUGCUUCAGUGAUGGACGUCUUCUGUAGUCUAUUUGUUCUUUGGCGUGGCCUCCUCAGAUGUUUGGCGGCCUUACGGUUACUUUUCUGGCACAUUUCUUCCAGGAGGUCACUGAGUCGUGGGUGGUUGGGGCUUUAUCUCCGCCGCGAGUGGCAGCAACAGCCAAGCCUCAUCGUCCUGGGGACACCAAACACCUUUCAAGAUUAUCCUUAUCCUGAUUUUGGGAUUGUCCAGGCAGUUGACAGAGCCCUCGACAGACACGAAGCACCGCCCUUGUUGCUGGUCGUCCGGCUGCUGGGCUUGCAAUUAUCCGCCCUGCAAAGCCCGGAAGUCGGUGGUGGUGGCAACGGCAGCCAAGAAGGCCCCAACACAAACCAGCGACGCGUGGCUGGGCUGCGAAAGCUCCUGGUACUCUUUGAGCCGUGCCCGCCCGGGCUCACCGAUGUGCGGCCCAACGAAGAGGCGCAGCCAAAGGUCCGCCUGUCUGAGAGGUACAAGAGCAGCAAGGACAGCAUGCGGGAUGUCAUUCCUGUGGCCAUUACCCGGGCACAGCUCGUCGGUGCAGAGGAACUUCCCCAGCUGGUUGCUACACUCCAGGUGGUCAACCACCUUGGCCGACCCUGGUCUUGCUCUCAGCAUGAUUCCUUCUUCUCUCUUUUCCUGCCAUGGGGCUUGGACUCUCGUAAGCCCGCGGCCACAAGUCAACCCUCACCGCCGAAUGUUGUGGAUGCUCGCAAGGCUGAACCUCGUCAGUGGAAGUACUGGAGGAAUGAAACGCUUGAAAGCACGAAGCUGGUGGGCACCUGGCAAUCCCAAGUUCUUUCCUGGUUGGACCAAGAGCUUGCAGCUGGAAGCCUCGUGGGGCACGGGAUUCUGGACCUUCUGUUUUUUGCCCGCAAUCCAGAUCGUGGGGCCUUCAAAGAAGAGGUAGAUAAGCUUCUGGUGCCUGGCAUCUUCUCCGAUGAUUGCUUGGGGACCAAGCGCUUUUGUGACUCGCGAUGCUUCAGAGAAGGCCGGGUGUUGCACUAUAUCAUCGCAUCUUCUGACUUGAAGCCUGGGCGCCGUGCCUGGCGCCCGGAUCCUCUUGGAGCUCACGCCGCCAGCCUUUUCCUUUCAUCGAAUUCCUCCAGCUAUUCCAGCGUCUCCAGCCCUUCGGGCGACGAGGAAGAGAAAAACUUCUGGAGGCCUUGCUUGCUUCGGCUGAACUCGCGGCAGAUAACCUAUGUCCUGCGAAAGGCCGAUGAAGGAUCCCUUGCCUGGUCUGAGCCAGUGUCACGAGAUCAUGGCGAUGCCUUCGAGUACCGUAUUCCGUUUGUGUUCCUUGAUCGUAUUGAGGUCUCCCGUGGGCUACGUGGGCGCGAAGAUGACGAAUGUUUGCUGACCCUUCAUGGCCUGUCGAGUACGCCAACCUCAAGCAAUGCCACGCCGUCUCCCCGGAUGGAAAACCCAGAGCACCCGGAGGGCGCUUCGGAGGGCCUUUCGGACCCGCAGGCUGUACCAAGCGCGCCAGAGUCUGGCGUGCCCACAAGCGUGCCAAGCGUGCAAAACCCCUUGACCCUGACGCCAGAGCCUCAAACGAGCCCUCACGCAAGCCCUCGAACGAGCCCUCGAACGAGCCCUCGGAGAAUGAGCCCUCGAGCGCAUCCUCAGCCUCCGGUGCAGCUGCCGCUGGUCUUCCGGGUCAGCAAGAGCGAUGGAGAGGUUUGGGCGCAGGUGAUUGAGGAGUACGGGAUGUUCACACCUCCACUUCACAUCCUCCACUACAUCGGAGAUGUUGCAGAUCACCCACGGCUGCCAACGGUUGUCUACCGCCACGGUGAAGGGGACCAGCUCUGGCCCGAUGGGACGCGAUACCUGGGCCAGUGGCAAAACCACACCUACCAUGGCCAAGGCCAGCUGCUGGUAGUCGGGCGGGAAGAGGGCCUUUUUGCUGUUUUCGGCGGGCGGGGCCUGCCGGUUUGGCUCUUGUUUUUCUCCCGUCCUGGGAAGGGGGAAACUCUGGCGCUUUUUUGUGCCUUCCGGAGGGCGGGCCUCGCAGCCAAGAAACUCUGCCGGCGUGGCUCUUGCUUCUAUUUGGUGUCUUUCGGCGUGCCCCGCAGCUGGGAAGUGGUGUGGCUCGUGUUUGCUUCCGGCAGGUGGUCCUUGCAAGCGGGAAACUCUGGCCUCUUCUCGGGGCUUCCGGCUGCUGCAGGGAAGCAGUGGCCAUUGUUUGUGGCGGGCCCCGUUAUCUACAAGGGCCAGUGGGUCCAAGGCAUGAAGCACGGCGAAGGCUUCUACCACUUUCUCCAGGAGCAUUCCGUCCCAUCAGCGAACGAAGGUCCUGCACACACUGAGAUGAUCUCUUUGGCCUACAGCGGCCGCUUCCACCGUGAGGAGUUUUCUGGUCACGGAAUUCUUUGGGUUGUGGAAGAGGACGGUAGCCUGGAAUGGGUCAAGAAGCACCGACCUUGGGCAAUUACUCGCUAUGAAGGCCAGUUCUCCGGUGGGUCCAGCGAUGUUCGUGAACCUCGGAGCUUGAUAUUGGUGGACGAAAGGGACCGCGUGGCACUGCAAGAGCAUUUCCCACUGCUUCCGAAUGAAUCCGGCGUGGGGCCUCAUCAAGGACCUGGAAAAGCUCCCAAAGACUUGGCAGCCGAGAUGUACGGUCUGGAUGCGGCGGACCUCCAACAUUGUGGGCCUGACCAGGACUCUGAGGUUUGGUAUGCUGACGGCACGCGCUACCACGGGCCCUGCCUGGCGGGUGCCGUGCCGCACGGCGAUGGCGGAACGCUCUGGGAGGAGGCGGGGCUCUGCUUCGAGGGCCGCUUCCACCAUGGCCUCCGCGCGCCAAACGGCCGGGCCUCGCUGCCGAACGGCCGCUCGGAAGAGAAAGAGGUUCAAAAGAAGGAGGGCGGCCGUGGCCCCAGACUGGGUCGCAUCGACUUCUGCCUUUUCACCUUGGAGUUGAUGGCUUCUGUGGUGCGAGCUCUGCACAGCAGCUGUGAAUUUGGUUCUCCAAGCAAUUCAAGCUUCUUUGGCACUCUCGAGAAGGGCGUGGAGGCACGGGUCGAGAGGUCCCUGGGCUCGAUGAAGAACCACCUUGAAGUGCAGGGUGUGGGUGUUGGUGCUGCUGGCCGGCUGCUUUCCGCUUGUGCAGGCUCUGUGGCCGUCGGGCUGAUCGUCACUCCCCUGGACGUGGCCAAGGUGCGGAUGCAGGCCCAGGCUUCGAAUGCUUCGCAUGCUUCGCAUGCCUCGUGCCGCUUCUUCGUCUGUGGGAAUGGCAUUACAGACCACACCUUUGACAAGCAGUGUGAGAUGUGGCAGCACGUCUUUAAGAAAGGAGGUGGCCGUGGUGGCCCCGGUAUGCUGAGAACACUGCGAAGUAUCUACAGGGAGACGGGGAUGAAAGGGCUCUACGCUGGGCUUCCCGUCACGAUGGUCAUCGCGGUCCCCGCGAACGUCCUGUAUUUUGCCACUUACGAGGCCAUGCGGGACUGGCUCCUUCUGCACCACCCUGGUGGUUGUGGUGUUGCCGGCGCAUGCGGUCCAGGAAUUGUGGCUCCUCUGAUCGCCGGCGGAUUUGGUCGUGCCGUAGCCGUCAGUGCAUGUGCUCCCCUGGAGGUGGUCAGAACCCGCAUGCAGGCUGGCAACAUGACGGCCCGACCCAGCAUUGGAGCAGCCCUCAAGGACAUCCUGAGAAAUGAGGGCCCGCGAGCCUUGUUCCGUGGACUGGAAAGCACCCUCUGGCGGGAUGUGCCCUUCAGUGCCUUCUACUGGCUCGGGGUCGAGGCUGUUCGCGACUCGCUGCUGAGAAGGGGCGCCUGGCGGGACUCGAGCUAUCGGAAUACCUUGGUGGCCCUGGUCGCCAGCUCCACGGCGGGUGCGGCUGCGGCUUGGGUGACCACGCCCUUUGAUGUCGUGAAGACCCGGCGCCAGGUCCAGGCCCAUGCGGGAAUCCGGCAAAUGGGCCUCUGGCGUGACCUGGUGUCCCUUACCCAAAGGGAAGGGGCCUCAGCACUCUUCGUUGGAAGCACUCCUCGUGUGGUGCGGGUAGCGCCCGCCUGUAGCAUCAUGCUGGGGACCUACGAGCUCACAAAGCAACUGCUAGCCAAGCAGAUGUAG
Symbiodinium natans is the source of this 4695-nucleotide messenger RNA. Lineage: Eukaryota; Dinophyceae; Suessiales; Symbiodiniaceae. The record is from the annotation of a GenBank genome assembly.